Molecule: messenger RNA, 2073 nt
Organism: Sugiyamaella lignohabitans
Lineage: Eukaryota; Fungi; Ascomycota; Dipodascomycetes; Dipodascales; Trichomonascaceae
Exons: 1
Coding region: 1-2073 (690 amino acids)
Biological process (GO): aromatic amino acid biosynthetic process
Molecular function (GO): 3-deoxy-7-phosphoheptulonate synthase activity
Source: RefSeq, a predicted model, not a curated record
AUGGGUGCCGGAAAAGAAUUUCGAGUGGACGUAGUGGGCCCUGAGAGGCUAAUAGCGAGUGAGGGAGCCAAAUCGGCAGCAAAGCUUAGAACGCUUUCGAGCGACCAGGCCGGGUCAGACCGACCAACUGGUCUGACAGCAGUCCACCCAUCAGGUUCAGCAGUAGAUGAUGGAAAGGCCGAAUGGUCACCGACUUCGUGGCAGUCGCAUCCUAUUAAACAGGAUGUGGUUUAUGAUGAUUAUAGCAAGGUCGAGAAGGCUUUAGAAAAGCUUGAAAGUUUACCACCAUUGGUUCAUCCCAAGGAGAUCGAGGAUUUGAAAUCAAAACUGAGAGAUGCUGCCGAGGGUCGAGCUUUUGUCUUGCAAGGUGGUGAUUGUGCUGAAUUGUUCGAUUACUGUAAUCAGGAUAGAAUUGAAGCUAAACUCAAAGUGUUGCUACAGAUGUCACUGGUUCUUAUUUGGGGGACAAAAUUGCCUAUUGUUCGCAUUGGUAGAAUCGCUGGUCAGUACGCCAAACCUCGAUCCAAGCAGACUGAGGUUGUCGAGGGCUAUGGCGAAAUCCCCUCCUUCCGUGGAGACAAUAUCAAUGGAUACGAUCCCAGCGACCGUACACCUGAUCCUUCCAGAUUGGUCAGUUCUUACUUCCACUCGGCAGCGACGCUGAAUUUCAUCCGUUCAACUUUGGCUUCUGGAUUUGCUGAUUUACACCAUCCUUUCGAAUGGGAUUUGAGCCACGUUCGUAAGGACUCAAUCCGUAACAGAUACCAACAAGUUGUUGACAAUAUUUCUGAAGGGUUACAAUUCAUGUCGACAGUCGGUGGGGACAAUCCUGCCUGGCAGUCAAUUGACUUGUUCACGUCACACGAAGCUUUACUACUAGAAUAUGAGCAAUCGUUCACCAGACUUCUAAGAGAUCCCACUGUGAAAAGCACUAACGGUACUACUGAUACUAAUAGCAACAGCACCAGAAGUAGCAGUGCUAAUAGCGCCAAGAAGUACUAUAAUACGUCGGCACAUUUUGUGUGGAUAGGUGACCGAACACGCCAGUUGGACGGUGCACAUGUCGAGUUCUUCAGAGGAGUAGCCAACCCAAUUGGUAUUAAAGUAGGACCCAGCACCGAAACAGACGAGCUGGUGGCUGUCCUAGACCGAGUCGACCCCGACUUCGUUCCUGGCAGAGUCACUUUGAUCACUCGUUACGGUGCCGAUAAGAUCAAAGACAAGCUUGGCGAGCAGAUUCGUGCUGUCAAGAAGUCGGGUCACAAGGUGGUAUGGAUCUCCGACCCCUGUCACGGUAAUACCAAGACGUCUCCUGUUAGCAAACUCAAGACCCGAUACUUUGACGACAUCAUCUCGGAAAUCCGUCUUGCCCUCGAGAUCCACAAGGACAACGACUCUACACUCAACGGAUUACAUUUAGAACUCACGGGUGACCCUGUCACCGAGUGCAUUGGUGGCUCACAAGACCUCGAGGACGAAGACCUCGUCGUCCGCUACGAGACUUUCUGCGACCCCCGUCUCAGUCUCUCACAAUGUAAGUACCACAACCUGUCUCCUGUUCCUCACACUACAACCAAACUCCUACUAACGCAUCACAGCACUGGACGUCGCAUUCCUGAUCGCCGACUACUACCGCCAGGGUAUCCUGAAGGACGUCUAAACAAGGUUUUUGAUAAAUGGUAUACUGUAAAUAAACACAACUUUGUACGGCCACUCUGCCUCCGGCGGCUGGGGUCCGCCCCAGACCCAGGCUGCUCCUCUCGCUCCGCUCGAGUCAUUACCAGCCACUUACUCCUGCGAGACAACUGUGAAUGGCCACUAUGCCUCCGGCGGCUGGGGCUCCGCCCCAGACCCUGGCUGCUCCGCCCCAGACCCUGGCUGCUCCUCUCGCUUCGCUCGAGUCGUCACGCGGGUUCUAAAACUAAGACCCCUGCCCCUCCUGCGAAGCAGGAGCAACCAGAGUGUGAGGCGGAGCCCCAGUCGCCGGAGGCAACACCCGCCAGUGAAAGCAUUGGUAGUGAACAGAACAGGAACUAUGUAAACAGUAGAUCGACGCACCGCGGUCCACAGUGA